AUGAUCCACAAACCAAAAGUCGUACCAAACGUUCCUGAGUCUGUUCAGUUGAAACUUCUCGAAGUAAGAGAACAGAUUCAAAAGGAACAAAAACAGAGAGAUAGUCUGUUUAAUCCGAUGAACUCACCUGGCCCUGCUUCCAUUACUCUUCUACAAAAUUCGAGCACUAAAAAAAAGAAAAACAAUGAUAGCAACAAUAGCAAUAGUGCUAAACACUCACAACCAAUCAGUCGAGAAGUCACAUACGUUAAAGAAGCAAAAGAUGAUGGGAGUACUAGUAAUAGGGGGCUUGUCGCUGCUGCUGCUUUGACCGCCGCAUUCGUUAAACCGUUCCCACAUAAACAGUCUCAUGAAGGCGAGGAACAAGAUAAUGACGAUGAUCACAAUGAAAUUCAAACGGAUCGUUCGUUUAAUAAUGCUCUUCCUGAAAAUUAUAUUGUUAAUAAACAACAAAAUAUCAUCACUUGCAUGUGUGGAAGUAACGGCACCCUGGAUGGCGACGUCAAAAAAAACGAUCUCAUACAAUGUAAUCGUUGUAAUAGAUGGCAACAUUUACAAUGCUAUGGUUUGGAAAAUAACUUGGAGAUUCUACCGCUCAAAUUCUUUUGCAACAUUUGCAAACCAAAUUUAUCUAUUGAAAAUUAUAAAAUUGACAAGAAAAGAAUUGAAAAGAAAAGAAAUAAGCCAUUCAGUCUGCAAAUUCAAAUAGAAAUUCAAAAUCAGCUCCAAGCUCAAACAAAAGGAAAACUAGCACAUAAUAUACCGUCUACUAGUGACAGCAAUAAUAAAAAUAAUAAUAAUAACAACAUCAACAGAACACACUUUAGUAGUAAUAUUCUUAAAAAUAACAGCAAUAGUCAUAAUACCACCAAAACUUUACGCGAAGUAACAAAUAAUAACACUAGUGAAUAUGAAUACAAUGAUAAAUAUGUUAGAAAUUUUAUAGACGAUCAUAAUAGUGAUGAUUGGGUGAGACCAUUGAAUAAGGAAUUGAAACUAUCAUCCAAUUCUGUAGAAGUGAAAAACCUCAACCGUACUAUGGUAGGAGUCUAUGCAGUACAAAAUUUCCAGAAAAAUGAUCUUAUAAUGAUUUAUCCUGGGUUGAUUGAUUUUCAGAAAAGUUACAUAGAUGAUCCUGAAAAUGAAUAUAAAGUUUGGGGUACUACAAGACGUUUCAUCCUGUUUCAUCCACAUUGGCCGAUUUUCAUUGAUUCAAGAAACAAAAAUUCUAAGAUCAAGUAUUUAAGGAAAAGUUGCCAGCCUAAUGUGGAACUGAAAACUAUAAAAGUCGACGAUACAAUCAAGUUCGUAAUUGCUGCUAUUGAAGAAAUUAAUAUUGGCGAUGAACUAACUAUAAGUUGGCAAUGGGAUCUAAGACAUCCAAUAGCACCUGUAAAUAAUGAUAAUCAGACGUACUUGGAAUCCUUAAAUCAUGCAAACAAACUUUGGUUGAUCCAUUCUACGAAUUUAGUCUCCAAGGCUUGCCCCUGUGCCUGCAAAAACGUCAAUUCCUGCAAAUUUGCCAUUGCCAAAAAAUUCACAGACUCAAUCAUAAAUAAUCAUGUAAGUAAAUAA
Molecule: messenger RNA, 1575 nt
Organism: Kazachstania africana CBS 2517
Lineage: Eukaryota; Fungi; Ascomycota; Saccharomycetes; Saccharomycetales; Saccharomycetaceae
Gene: SET4
Product: Set4p
Exons: 1
Coding region: 1-1575 (524 amino acids)
Molecular function (GO): protein binding
Source: RefSeq, a predicted model, not a curated record